AUGGUGAUCAGGGAUUAUUUGCUCAAAGGUGUAUCAAAGGCUUCUGAUAGCACCAGCUUAGAUUUUCGUAGAUUGUGCCCUAUGACAGCCAUCUGUGAAAAUAAUGCCAAAUGUAGAGGACACAGCAGAGUACCCACAUUCUACUGGUAUAAGUGGAAUGAGCCUACAAAGAAUAUUGGUGGUGAUGAAGCUGAGUCUAUCAGCAAUGGCUCUUCAGUUUUAUCAUCUCACAGAAAUUCUCCUAGUGAUGACAAAGCACAGCUUGUUCAUAAAUAUAAAGAUGAUGUUUAUUCUUCACUACUUAUGAAAAAACAAAAAUCACACAUUAGGGAAAAACCUUAUCGGUGCAAUGAGUGUGGCAAGCUCUUCAGUUAUACUUCUCUAGCACGUCAUCAGCAAAUUCAUAUUGGAGAAAAACUUCACACAUGUGUUGAAUGGGGUAAGGCUUUUUCUUGGUGUUCUUAUCUUUUGGUACACGAGAGGAAUCAUACGGGAACAAAACCUUACAAAUGUAAUGAAUGUGUCAAGGUCUUUACUCAGAAUUCACACCUUACAAGUCAUCGGAGAAUACAUACUGGAGAGAAACCAUACAACUGUAAUGAUUGUGGCAAAGCCUUUAGUGUUCGUUCAAACGUAACUAAUCAUCAAGUAGUCCAUACUGGAGAAAAACCCUACAAAUGUUCAGAGUGUGGCAAGGUCUUCACUCAGAAUUCACACCUGGCGAAUCAUCGGAGAAUACAUACUGGAGAGAAACCAUACAAGUAUAAGGAGUGUGGAAAAGCCUUUAGUGUGUAUUCCAGCCUCAUUACCCAUCAGGUAAUUCAUACUGGAGAAAAACCUUACAGUAAGUGUGAUGAGUGUGGCAAAGUCUUCACUCAAAAUUCACAUCUUGCAAGUCAUCGUGGAGUCCACAGUGGGGAGAAGCCUAACAAGUGUGAAGAAUGUGGCAGGGUCUUCAGUCAGACUUCAAAUCUUUCAAGACAUUGGAGAGUUCGUACUGGAGAGAAGCCUUACAGGUGCAGUGAAUGUGGCAAAGCCUUUAGUGUGCGUUCAAGCCUAACUUCCCAUCAGGUAGUCCAUACUGGAGAAAAAAAAUCUUACAAAUGUAACGAAUGUGGCAAGGUCUUCAGCCAAACCUCAAGCCUUGCAAUUCAUCAGAGAAUUCACACUGGAGAGAAACCUUACAGGUGCAAUGAGUGUGGGAAAGCCUUUAAUUCCCAUUCAAACCUAAAUACCCAUCAGAUAAUCCAUACUGGAGAAAAACCCUACAAAUGUCUGGAAUGUGGAAAUUCACACCUUGCAAAUCAUCACAGAACCCAUACAGGAGAGAAACCUUACAAGUGUGAUGAAUGUGGCAAAGCCUUCAGUGUGUACUCAAGUCUGACUACCCAUCAGGCAAUCCAUACUGAAGAAAAACCUUACAAGUAUGACGACCGUGGUAAGGUCUUCACUCUGAAUUCACACUUAGCAAGUCACUGGAGAACUCACACUGGAGAAAAACCUUACAAGCAUAAUAAGUGUGGUAAAGCCUUUAGUGUACGUCCAAGCUUGAGUACCCAUCAGGCAGUCCAUACUGGAGAAAAACCUUACACAUGUAGUUAGUGUGGCAAGCUUUUUAGUUGAAGUUCCAACCUUGCAAGUCAUUGGAGACUUCAUAUUGGACAGAAACAUAAGUGA
Psammomys obesus (fat sand rat) is the source of this 1677-nucleotide messenger RNA. RefSeq names its product zinc finger protein 160-like. Gene Ontology annotation, biological process: negative regulation of transcription by RNA polymerase II. Gene Ontology annotation, molecular function: DNA-binding transcription repressor activity, RNA polymerase II-specific. The record is from RefSeq and is a predicted model, not a curated record. NCBI's taxonomy places the organism in Eukaryota, Metazoa, Chordata, Mammalia, Rodentia, Muridae.